Molecule: messenger RNA, 1164 nt
Organism: Boeremia exigua
Lineage: Eukaryota; Fungi; Ascomycota; Dothideomycetes; Pleosporales; Didymellaceae
Product: Orotidine 5'-phosphate decarboxylase domain-containing protein
Exons: 2
Coding region: 1-1164 (387 amino acids)
Biological process (GO): 'de novo' UMP biosynthetic process; 'de novo' pyrimidine nucleobase biosynthetic process
Cellular component (GO): cytosol
Molecular function (GO): orotidine-5'-phosphate decarboxylase activity
Source: RefSeq, a predicted model, not a curated record
AUGUCUUCGCAUCCCACCCUCACCAGCACAUAUGGCGCGCGCGCCGGACUUCCCACCACCGGCCCCCUGGCUUCAUAUCUGCUGCGACUGAUGUCAGUCAAGCAGACAAAUCUUUGUCUUUCUGCAGACGUCGCGACCUCCGCCGAACUGAUCCAGCUCGCCGAAGACGUCGGUGACACCAUUUGCCUGCUCAAGACGCACUGCGACAUUGUCAGCGACUGGACAGACCGGACUGCCACAGCGCUGAGGGACAUUGCGAAGAGGAAAUCCUUCCUCAUCUUUGAGGACCGCAAGUUCGCCGACAUCGGCGAAACCGUGCAGAAGCAGUAUACCUCAGGCCACCACCGCAUUGCACUGUGGGCAGAAAUCACCAACGCCCACGUCAUCUCCGGCCCUGCCAUCGUUACCGCCCUCGAGAAAGCCGCCGAGUCGACCAUUGCAAAGUACAACACUGGCGUGCACACCGAGAUCACUGCCGCUUCCAAAAUCAAGCUCAACGGAGCCAGCGAGGACGGUGAUGAGGAUGAAGAUGAAGAUGACGAGGUCCCACCUAUGGACGGUGCUCUGGAGUCGCCUAUGCUGAUGGACGACGGGGAGAGGCGGCUCAGCAUCAAGCCCACGGACAGGAAGCAGAGUGUUGUCAGCGUCAGCACCACCAUCUCCACACGCACUGAAAGCAUUUCACCGAGGCCAGAGGCGCUGAAUGCAUGUGGCGAAGCCUUCGAUCUUGACACAGUCAAACAGCUCGUGCGUCUGGGCGAGCCCCCCUUCCUGCGCUCCCUCCUCCUGCUCGCCGAGAUGAGCUCCGUCGGACAUCUCAUGACCCCAGAGUACCGCCAAGCUAGUGUCGACAUUGCACGCUCUCAUCGCGAAUUCGUCAUGGGCUUUAUUGCACAGCGCAGCUUGAACACCGAACCAGACGAUAACUUCAUCACCAUGACACCUGGGUGUCAGCUGCCGCCGCCCGGUCAGGAAGGCGCGAAGCUUGGAGACAGCCUCGGCCAGCAGUACAACACUCCACGGAAGCUGAUCUUCGAGUCGGGUUGCGACAUCAUCAUUGUCGGCCGCGGCAUCGUACGUGCUUCUGACCGCAAGGCCGAGGCGCAACGCUACAGGCAAGCAGGAUGGCAGGCGUACGAGGAGAGGACUGGGAAAGGCCAAUAG